UCCUAACUCUAAUAUUUUCCUUAUCCUUAGCUCCAUUACUUGCCACAGCCCAGGUGAAACCAGGAGAGACCCAAGAGGAAGAGGCUAACUCAGGAGAGGAGCCAUUUCUUGAAACUCGCCAGGAUGGUGUCUCUCGCAGAUUCAUCCCCCCAGCCAGUCCAUCCAGGCCAACCUUCGUGCUGAGUGCCCCUGUGGAAGACCAGCAUGGCCUUCCCUUGGGAGAGAGGAUGAUGUCUACAGAAAGUGCCAACAGCUUCACUCUGAUUGGGGAGGCAUCUGAUGGCGGCACCAUGGAGAAUCUCAGCCGAAGACUGAAGGUCACUGGGGACCUUUUUGACAUCAUGUCAGGCCAGACCGAUGUGGAUCACCCGCUGUGUGAGGAAUGCACAGACACUCUUUUAGACCAACUGGACACUCAGCUCAACGUCACUGAAAAUGAGUGUCAGAACUACAAACGCUGUUUAGAGCUCUUAGAGCAGAUGAAUGAGGACGACAGUGAACAGCUACAGAGGGAGCUAAAGGAGCUGGCAUUAGAGGAGGAGAGGCUGAUCCAGGAGCUGGAAGAUGUGGAAAAGAACCGCAAGAUAGUGGCAGAAAAUCUCGAGAAGGUCCAGGCUGAGGCUGAGAGACUGGAUCAGGAGGAAGCUCAGUGAGUGGUCACCCUGUUCCUCUGUCUUCCUGGCCUCGACACUCCAGGAGGAGAAGUGGCUUCUCACUGACUGUGUCUGAGUAGUUUGUGAGCUGCAGUCACCUGUCAUUUGGCAGCUUGUCUGCUCCAGAUCCCACAUACUGUUUCCAGGCCCUAUUUCUUGAGGGCUUUUGGGAGGGUUCUGUAUGAGGGGCCCACCUAAUUAAGUGAAAAAAGCAUGUCGGUUAAAUAGAGAGCAGAGAAACGAGGGUUCUAGUUGCCUUUCUGCCGUGUAGGGAACUGUAAGUCAGCCACCCAACCUGGCAUCCUCCUCUGGAAAGAUGAGCAUGUUGGCCUACAUUCGUUCCUUCCCGGCCCAAAAAUUUCACUGGUGAUCUUUUUUUAAUUUUUUUUUUUAA
Leptonychotes weddellii (Weddell seal) is the source of this 1047-nucleotide messenger RNA. Lineage: Eukaryota; Metazoa; Chordata; Mammalia; Carnivora; Phocidae. The record is from RefSeq and is a predicted model, not a curated record.